CGAGCGCAUCACAGUGAACUGCAUCUGACAGCUUGCCAGGUUGGAGCAGGAGAAAAAACACCACACACAAGAGAGUAAACGACCGGUGGAACAGACCCGCUGUAAUUUUCACAAACCGAGCAUCAUCCAAAUCUACCCGGUAGAGACAAUAAAGAAAAGAAAGGAGGGAUCUUUCGCGGUUACAGUCCUCCCACAAAGCUCGCAUGUAUGGAAGGAUAAUGUUUUUGUUUUAACGCCCCAGAUGAUUGCGUACCAGGGGUAGCUAUUGAAAUACGCAAAAACCUGCCGCUUCGUUGGAUUUUCCUCCGAGACUGAGGCCAUGAAUUCCGCGGAGCAGACGGUCACUUGGCUGAUCACACUCGGGGUGCUGGAGUCUCCGAAAAAGACUAUAUCGGAUCCAGAGGCAUUUUUACAGACCUCCCUCAAAGAUGGGGUGGUCUUGUGCAGACUGCUGGAGCGGCUGAGCCCGGGCUCCAUGGACAAAAUCUACCAAGAACCGAAGAACGACGGCGAGUGCUUGAGCAACAUAAAGGAGUUUCUCAAAGGCUGCACUUCGUUUCGCGUAGAGCUGUUUGAGCCCAGUGAUCUGCUCCUAGGACUGAACUUCUCCAAGAUACUCAGCAGUCUGGUGGCUCUCAACAAAGUGACUGCAGACAUUGGAGUGGGCAGUGACAGUGUCUGUGCCCGUCACUCGUCAGCCUAUCGGAUCAAGUCGUUUGAGUCUCUGGCCUCCCAGUCAUCACUGGGUCAAUCCUCCAAGCUGCACCAGUUCCGCAGCCUGGACAUGUCUGAGGGCAGCGGGACACAGCUACUGGUCAAGGCUCGCUUCAACUUUGAACAAACCAAUGAGGACGAGCUGUCCUUCAACAAGGGGGAUGUCAUCAAUGUGACACGCCAGGAGGAGGGCGGCUGGUGGGAGGGGAACUUCAACGGCAAGACCGGCUGGUUCCCUAGCAACUAUGUCCGUGAGAUCAAAGGCUGUGACAAACAAGUGUCCCCCAAAUCUGGGACCCUCAAGAGCCCCCCAAAAGGCGUUGACACUACGGCCAUUAGCAAGACCUACUACAACCUGGUGCUGCAGAACAUUCUAGAAACAGAGACAGAAUAUUCCAAGGACCUCCAGAGCCUUCUGACUAACUACCUGCGAUCACUCCAGAGCACAGAGAAACUGAGCAGUACAGAUGUGUACCUGAUCCUGGGGAACCUGGAGGAUAUCAACACCUUCCAGCAGAUGCUCGUCCAAUCACUGGAGGAGUGCACCAAACUUCCAGAGAGCCAGCAGAGGGUAGGGGGAUUCUUCAUGAACCUGAUGCCCCAGAUGAAGGCUCUCUACGUGGGUUACUGCUCCAACCACCCCUCGGCAGUCAACGUGCUCACCCAGCACAGUGAGGAGCUGGGGGAGUUUAUGGAGGGGAAGGGAGCCAGUAGUCCAGGUAUCCUGACCCUGACCACAGGUCUCAGUAAACCCUUCAUGAGGCUGGACAAAUACCCUACACUAACGAAGGAACUGGAGAGACACAUGGAGGAGAGUCACCCCGACUGGCCAGACAUCCAGAAGUGUAUGACAACGUUCAAGAGCCUCUCGGCCCAGUGCCAGGAGGUGAGGAAGAGGAAGGAGCUGGAGCUGCAGAUAGUGACUGAGUCCAUCAGGCUGUGGGAGGGAGAUGACAUCAGGACACUGGGCUCUGUUCUCUACAUGAGUCAGGCUUUGGUUAACAGCCCUGGAGCAGAGGAGAAGUGUGAGCGCUACCUCAUGCUUUUUCCUCAUGUCCUCCUCAUGCUGUCUGCCAGUCCAAGGAUGAGUGGCUUCAUAUUCCAGGGGAAGCUACCAUUGACUGGUAUGACUGUGACCAUGCUAGAGGACAGUGAGGCCCACAAAAACUCCUUUGAGCUUUCUGGCAGUCUAUUUGAGCGUCUCCAGGUUGUGUGUAACAAUCAGCAGGAUCAGCAGGACUGGGUAGACCACCUGACCCGUCAGACCAAACACACCACUGUCCCCAGCCACAAACCCCUCACUGUCCCCUGCCACACGUUGCCCUCCCAUCCUCUGACUCCGUCCCGUCACGCGGAGGGCCGGGCGAUGACGGUGGCUCCUGCCUACCACACCCUGCCACACCCCUCCUCCCACGGGGCUCCACACAGCACCAUGAUGUGGGGGCCCCUGGAGCCCCCCAACACCCCCAAGCCCUGGAGCCUCAGCUGCCUGCGUCCCUCACCCCCUCUCAGGCCCUCUGCAGCUCUCUCCUACAAGGAGGACCUCAGUAAAAGCCCUAAGAGUGUGAAGAAGCUUCUUCCUAAACGUAAACCAGAGCGAAAACAGUCAGAAGAGGAGUUUGCCCUGAGGAAGAGUACAGCUGCUCUAGAGGAAGAUGCUCAGAUCUUAAAGGUGAUAGAAGCUUACUGUACCAGCGCCAAGACCAGACAGACCCUCAACUCCACCUGGCAGGGCACUGACCUGAUGCACAACCACGUGCUGGGGGACUUGGACCGGUCCUGUGUGGACUCUCCAGGCCACCGUAGCAGCGUGUCACGGCCUGACGUGACUGGCUCAGACCUGUCGGAGGACUCUGACUACGACUCUGUGUGGACGACCCACAGUUACAGGAUGGGCUCAGUGUCGCGGACGAUGCGGAGGGACACAGGGCUGCAAGUCAUCAUCCCUGGAGAGGAGAAGAUCAUUGUGGAGGAGACCACGAGCAACGGACAGACUGUAGUCGGAGAGAAGAGCCUUGACGAUGUAGUGUACGCCCUGAGGGACGAGGUACAGGAGCUCAAACAGGACAAUAAGAAGAUGAAGAGGUCACUGGAGGAGGAGCAGAGGGCACGGAAAGAUCUGGAGAAAGUGGUCAGGAGGGUCUUAAAGACUAUGAACGACCCCACCUGGGACGAGACUAACUUAUGAAGUGUGUGUGUGUGUGCAUUUGAGAUGGUGUGAGAGUGAAUUGUGUGUGUGUGUGUGGUGUGCUAGUGUGUGAUGGAGAAACAUGUGUGAGUGUGAAUGAGUGUUUGCGGAAACGUGGUUGUGUGUGUGUGUGUGUGUGUGUGUGUGUGUGUGUGUGUGUGUGUGUGUGUGUGUGUGUGUGUGUGUGUGUGUGUAACUAGGACCCUGAGUUUUCCCUGGUCAGGUCACAUGGCUAGGAAAAAGUUGUGGCUCCACCAAUUACAAUGAGGAACGUCUGUGGAUCUCUCCCAAAAACCAACAUGGACCUGGAGUCUUCCCUCUCUCCCUCCCUCCGUCUCUGUUUACAAAUGAUACUCAGCAAAGCAUUACAGCUCUAAUGGUACUGUACAAAACAACUCCUCAUUCACCUCUUCUCUACUGUUAUUUAAUUACUAUGAAAUCUAUCCGUUUUAAUGUCUUAUAUUUCCAUUGUCUUGUGGUAUUCUGUGUAAGGACUUGUAGCGGCCUGCCUUGUGGUUGGGCCUUGUGUUGUCAUGGAUCGGUGGGUCAGCAGGGAUUUGUAAAGAAAUGGACUGGCUGGUGUUGGUACUGACUGGUAUUGGUAUUGACUGGUAUUGGUACCUUCAAGCAUUGGUACUGAAUGGUAUUGGUAUUGGUACUGACUGGUAUUGAUAUUGGUACUGACUGAUAUUGAUAUUGGUACUGACUGGUAUUGAUAUUGGUAUUGGUACUGACUGGUAUUGAUAUUGGUACUGACUGGUAUUGGUAUUGGUACUGACUGGUAUUGAUAUUGGAACUGACUGGUAUUGAUAUUGGUACUGGCUGGUAUUGAUAUUGGUACUGUCUGGUAUUGAUAUUGGUACUGGCUGGUAUUGAUAUUGGUAUUGGUACUGACUGGUAUUGAUAUUGAUAUUUGUACUGACUGGUAUUGAUAUUGGUACUGACUGGUAUUGAUAUUGUUACUGACUGGUAUUGGUAUUGAUAUUUGUACUGACUGGUAUUGAUAUUGGUACUGACUGGUAUUGAUAUUGAUAUUUGUACUGUUUGGUAUUGAUAUUGGUACUGACUGGUAUUGAUAUUGGUAAUGCCUGGUAUUGAUAUUGGUACUGACUGGUAUUGGUAUUGAUAUUGGUACUGACUGGUAUUGCUAUUGGUAUUGGUAAUGACUUGUAUUGAUAUUGAUAUUGGUACUGACUGUUAUUGAUAUUGGUACUGACUGUUAUUGAUAUUGGUAUUGGUACUGACUGGUAUUGAUAUUGGUACUGGCAGUUAUUGAUAUUGGUACUGGCUGGUAUUGAUAUUGGUACUGGCAGGUAUUGAUAUUGGUACUGACUGGUAUUGAUAUUGGUACCGACUGGUAUUGGUACUGACUGGUAUUGAUAUUGGUACUGACUGGUAUUGAUAUUGAUACCGGCUGGUAUUGAUAUUGGUAUUUAUACUGACUGAUAUUGAUAUUGGUAUUUAUACUGUCUGGUAUUGAUAUUGGUACUGGCUGGUAUUGAUAUUGGUAUUGGUACUGACUGGUAUUGAUAUUGAUAUUUGUACUGACUGGUAUUGAUAUUGGUACUGACUGGUAUUGAUAUUGUUACUGACUGGUAUUGGUAUUGAUAUUUGUACUGACUGGUAUUGAUAUUGGUACUGACUGGUAUUGAUAUUGAUAUUUGUACUGUUUGGUAUUGAUAUUGGUACUGACUGGUAUUGAUAUUGGUACUGCCUGGUAUUGAUAUUGGUACUGACUGGUAUUGGUAUUGAUAUUGGUACUGACUGGUAUUGCUAUUGGUAUUGGUAAUGACUUGUAUUGAUAUUGAUAUUGGUACUGACUGUUAUUGAUAUUGGUACUGUCUGGUAUUGAUAUUGGUACUGGCUGGUAUUGAUAUUGGUAUUGGUACUGACUGGUAUUGAUAUUGAUAUUUGUACUGACUGGUAUUGAUAUUGGUACUGACUGGUAUUGAUAUUGUUACUGACUGGUAUUGGUAUUGAUAUUUGUACUGACUGGUAUUGAUAUUGGUACUGACUGGUAUUGAUAUUGAUAUUUGUACUGUUUGGUAUUGAUAUUGGUACUGACUGGUAUUGAUAUUGGUACUGCCUGGUAUUGAUAUUGGUACUGACUGGUAUUGGUAUUGAUAUUGGUACUGACUGGUAUUGCUAUUGGUAUUGGUAAUGACUUGUAUUGAUAUUGAUAUUGGUACUGACUGUUAUUGAUAUUGGUACUGACUGUUAUUGAUAUUGGUAUUGGUACUGACUGGUAUUGAUAUUGGUACUGGCAGUUAUUGAUAUUGGUACUGGCUGGUAUUGAUAUUGGUACUGGCAGGUAUUGAUAUUGGUACUGACUGGUAUUGAUAUUGGUACCGACUGGUAUUGGUACUGACUGGUAUUGAUAUUGGUACUGACUGGUAUUGAUAUUGAUACCGGCUGGUAUUGAUAUUGGUAUUUAUACUGACUGAUAUUGAUAUUGGUAUUUAUACUGUCUGGUAUUGAUAUUGGUACUGACUGGUAUUGAUAUUGAUAUUUAUACUGGCUGGUAUUGAUAUUGGUAUUUAUCCUGGCUGAUAUUGAUAUUGGUAUUUAUACUGGCUGAUAUUGAUAUUUAUACCGGCUGGUAUUGAUAUUGGUACUGACUGGUAUUGGUACUGACUGGUAUUGAUAUUGGUACUGACUGGUAUUGAUAUUGAUAUUGGUAUUUAUACUGACUGGUAUUGAUAUUGGUAUUUAUACUGUCUGGUAUUGAUAUUGGUAUUUAUACUUGUCUGGUAUUGAUAUUGGUAUUUAUACUGUCUGGUAUUGAUAUUGGUAUUUAUACUUGUCUGGUAUUGCUAUUGGUAUUUAUACUGUCUGGUAUUGAUAUUGAUAUUUAUACUGGCUGGUAUUGAUAUUGGUAUUUAUACUGACUGAUAUUGAUAUUGGUAUUUAUAAUGUCUGGUAUUGAUAUUGAUAUUUAUACUGUCUGGUAUUGAUAUUGGUACUGACUGGUAUUGAUAUUGGUAUUUAUACUGUCUGGUAUUGAUAUUGGUACUGAUUGAUAUUGAUAUUGGUACUGACUGGUAUUGAUAUUGGUACUGUCUGGUAUUGAUAUUGGUACUGACUGGUAUUGAUAUUGGUACUGACUGGUAUUGAUAUUGGUACUGACUGGUAUUGAUAUUGGUAUUAAUACUGGCUGGUAUUGAUAUUGGUACUGACUGGUAUUGAUAUUGGUAUUUAUACUGUCUGGUAUUGAUAUUGGUACUGUCUGGUAUUGAUAUUGGUACUGACUGGUAUUGAUAUUGGUACUGUCUGGUAUUGAUAUUGGUACUGACUGGUAUUGAUAUUGGUAUUUAUACUGUCUGGUAUUGAUAUUGGUACUGUCUGGUAUUGAUAUUGGUACUGACUGGUAUUGAUAUUGGUACGGUCUGGUAUUGAUAUUGGUACUGACUGGUAUUGAUAUUGGUACUGACUGGUAUUCAUAUUGGUAUUAAUACUGGCUGGUAUUGGUACGCUUUGAUGUAAAUAUGAACAUUGCUAAGGUAUGAAAUAAAAUGUGUUUUCAGCGAC
Messenger RNA from Oncorhynchus keta (chum salmon), 6430 nucleotides. It is a transcript of the gene arhgef7a, whose product is annotated as Rho guanine nucleotide exchange factor (GEF) 7a. NCBI's taxonomy places the organism in Eukaryota, Metazoa, Chordata, Actinopteri, Salmoniformes, Salmonidae. The transcript has 22 exons. Bases 320 to 2902 code for a protein of 860 amino acids. The record is from RefSeq and is a predicted model, not a curated record. Gene Ontology annotation, molecular function: protein binding; guanyl-nucleotide exchange factor activity.